UGGCUCGUUCUGCUUUAAUUCCUGUCUUUCUGAUUACCGACAAAACGUUGUUCAUGGCACAGAGGGCCAAGUGCGGGGUUGUAGGUUUGAACUAAUCACAGACCACACUGACGUGUUGAUGGUGUGUUGCUAGAGCUGAUUCUUCCGAGCAUGUGGUUAAGACAUGGAACCUUAUUAAGGACUUGGUAAGUAGCUGGACUUUGAAAAUUAUAAACUGAGUUGCCGUUUUCUGCACCAUGGGCGUAACUCAAUUGUUUCAGGUGCACAGAUUUAUCGUCAGACACAUAACGGAUGAACAGAUUUAUCGUCAGACACAUAACGUAAUGAACAGAUUUAUCGUCAGACACAUAACGUAUGAACAGAUUUAUCGUCAGACACAUAACGUAUGAACAGAUUUAUCGUCAGACACAUAACGGAUGAACAGAUUUAUCGUCAGACACAUAACGUAUGAACAGAUUUAUCGUCAGACACAUAACGGAUGAACAGAUUUAUCGUCAGACACAUAACGUAUGAACAGAUUUAUCGUCAGACACAUAACGUAUGAACAGAUUUAUCGUCAGACACAUAACGGAUGAACAGAUUUAUCGUGAUUUUUUUUUAGUUUGUAGCUGCACUAACUGGUCGCAAUCGUUUCGAUAUAAUAUUGUGCGUUAUUUUAGUGAAAUUAUACAAGAUAUUUCGUGGAUGUUUGAAUAUUUUUGGUUAUCAUUUUUCUGUUAAUUUUCUUCCCCUCAUAAAUUAACACAACCAGCUUGCAAGAAAUGUUAAUCAUUAGGCGCCUAGAGGAGUACACACCAAGUGAAUGUCAUUAAAAAAAAAUUAUUGACCAAUUAUCUCCACUGUGUCAAAAGAUCACAUCUACACGCACGUCUUAUAACCAGAUAGUAGAUUAGUCUUUGGGCUUAGAAGAGUACACACCAAGUUAUUGUCAUUAAAACCCAAUUAUUGACCAACUUUAUUAAUAGGUCGCCACUGUGUGAAAAGAUGACAUCUUCACGCACGUCUUAUAACGAGCUAGUAGAUUCGUUAUUGACGUUAUUGUAUUGAUUCAAAAUCUGAAUUUGUUUGAGUUUCCGUAAUGUUUUUUUCUUUCUUUGACGAAAAAAAAAAUUUGUUAAAUUAUCAAUUUUUUUCAAUAAAUCAAUUUCUUAAAUGUAUCAAUUUCUUCAUAUAUUAGUUGCUCCAAUAUAUCAAUUCCUUCAAUGUAUCAAUUUCUUUUAAAAAAUUUCAAUUUCUUCAAUGGAUCAAUUUCUUCAAUAUAUGAAUUUCUCAAAUGCAUCAAUUUUGAGGUUAAAUUGUUCCCUUAUGUUUUUCUUCAAGAUUACUUAACCGAUACCUUCUAGUAAAACUUAAGUAAUUAUUUCUAACAUUUAUUUAGCACACUUAUUUCUGAAAAGGGGCCUUCUCUUAGCAACGACAACUAUUCCCAUAAGCAGUUGGACGUCGUUUUAAACUCGUACCAUUGUUUAUAUUUAAAAUGGUCUUGGGACUUCAGCAGUCUUUCCAGUACUGAAUCCUAUAGGUGUUUUACUUUACUUUCGUAAGUCAGCUAGGGGUUAGUUAUAAGACCGGUCAUGGUUAGCUGGCAGGGCCAAAAACACGAUCUUGUGUAUGUGUGUCCCGUCACGACAGUAAUCAAUGGCGCCAUUUAAUGAUUUACAAUAGAUAACUUAUUGAUCAAAUGUCAGUCCCUUUGCCCUAAUGGAAUGUGGUAGCCAUGCAAUACAAUUAUAUCAGUGACAUAGACACAUCUUUGGCCCAAAUGGAAUGUGGUAGCCAUGCAAUACAAUUAUAUCAGUGACAUAGACACAUCUUUGGCCCUAAUGGAAUGUGAUAGCCUCACAAUACAAUGAUAUCAGUGACAUAGACACAUCUUUGGCCCUAAUGGAAUGUGGUAGCCUUACAAUGAAAUUAUAUCAGUGACAUAGACACAUCUUUGGCCCUAAUGGAAUGUGAUAGCCUUACAAUACAAUGAUAUCAGUGACAUAGACACAUCUUUGGCCCUAAUGGAAUGUGAUAGCCUUACAAUACAAUGAUAUCAGUGACAUAGACACAUCUUUGGCCCUAAUGGAAUGUGAUAGCCUUACAAUACAAUGAUAUCAGUGACAUAGACACAUCUUUGGCCCUAAUGGAAUGUGAUAGCCUUACAAUACAAUGAUAUCAGUGACAUAGACACAUCUUUGGCCCUAAUGGAAUGUGUUAGCCUUAUAAUGCAAUUAUAUCAGUGACAUAGACACACCUUUGGCCAUAAUGGAUUGUGGUAGCCUUGCAAUACAAUUAUAUAGGUGACAUAUACACAUCUUUGGCCCUAAUAGAAUGUGGUAGCCUUGCAAUACAAUUAUAUUAGUGACAUAUGCACAUGUCGGUUAUUUAAAUUCAUACGUCGACUGUGUUUACUCGAACAAAAAAAAGAGGAAAAACAACACAUCUUUUCCCUGAAGUCUUUUGGAGAUGUAAGUUACCAUCAAUAGUAAUAUUUAUCUUCCUUAAAGCCCGUGUAUGCUAAGAAAAAAUAUUUUCCUUUCUUUAUAUGUAACCAUAGAUUUGGCAUGUUACUCUAUAGUUAUAUGUAAAACUAUUCUUUAAUUUCGUGUCAAAAUUAUUAUUAAUGUACGAUGAAAAACAUAUAACAUUCCCUUGAUGUAUCUACAGCUGUGAUGACUCAGAAAAAGACGAUCUCCGCCAUGCAUUGGCUUAAAAUUUCAUCAGCCGUCAGAUAAGACAGUUGUUCAAAAUGACUUAUGAACUAUAUAUAAUUUUAACUUCAAAUGAGAUCGAACGAGCAGCUUUGCUUUUCAAAGACAAAAACAAUUAAACCUGAUACUCUUCGUACCUGUUAAUACGUCAACGUAGAUCUAUAACAUCAAAACUGAAAAUGACAUCCCUCAAACCUAGAAGUGCUCCGUCAGGGAUGAAGUCGAAAUUCAUCAAAAACCGAACAAGUGCCAUGAAAGAAAUCCAAGCUUGGGUGCGCAACAACAACGAGUACUCUCUAACACCGGAUGUGACGAGGAACUCGGGUCAGCUGGCAGACAACGUCACGGAAGAGCGCAUGCUGAAAGCGAAGCUUCUCGAGCUUUCUAAAGAGCGCUACAAGUUUCUGAUCCAGAACGCUUACGAAAAGAAAAUUUUCGAAGACAGGCAACAGAAGAAGCCGGCGCUCAGACACAUUUUCUCCGCCCCUACCGAAGCGGGAAUUCGCCUUCACUCGUCAAAUCGGAGAACAUCAAAGAACUCUUCGUCAAUCACACGCUCAGCUUACACGGAGAAGCCACAACCGGCCAACGUGUUACCAGGUAGUUCCAGCAGUGUCGAUGGCACACUGAAUCCCAGCGUUAAAUUUGUUCUAGAAAAUGAACCAAACAUAGCAAAUGAAAAUAUUAGCGCAUCUCAAACAAAAACGUAUGAACUGAACACUGUGUCAGUUGUAAACGACUUUCCUGGCGUGCGUCUAGGACAGGUAUCGAAUGGGAUGAAGGAGACGGCACAGUCUUUGGAUAACUUACAUUUCUCCUCCAAAAGGAAUAGUCUUACAGCUAAUUCCAUGAAACCUGCCGUUGCCAGUGGCCUGCCCCAAUCAAGGUUAUCAAAAACGGCAGUUAACAGGAGAAUAUCAGAGACAACGCUGCAAUCCCAAACAUCAGCUUCUCUAUGGAGCUCAGAGUCACCCCGGGCGUCCAAGCCUGCUCUGUGGAUUUCGUCCCUGACCCCGUCUAACGCGGUCACAGGAAGUGUAUCCUCCAUUACAACUUCCGGUCCUUCUUGGUUGAGUCGGGAAAAGCCAGUCAGCAAAUAUGGACAGCGCAUAGAAAGCCUCACCAGCGACCCGCGCUAUGUUUUUCUAGAACAAAAGCUCAGUCCCAUGCUGAAGAGUGAAAAGGUCAUCGACGUGGACGCUAUAGUUGAAAAAAAAGAAGCAUUGCAUGCAAGACCUCGGAGACGUACCUCGGAUACAAAGAAAUCUAAAAUAGAAGUGAAAGCAUUGGAGUUCAUGAAAGAGAGAGGUUUCUCCUUUUAAAUAUUUGGAAACAGAACAUAGCAAAUAUGAAUGGAUAAUAAAUGUUGCACUGCGUUCAAGCGAUGUGAAGGGAAUAGUGGAACGAGGUAUGUGAAAGCUUGAAACAGAAAGAAAGGACAAUACAAUGAGAACAUUUCGGCUAAGCAUUCGUCAGCUUAAAGAAUAAAUGACGAAGGGACAAGAAAUAGAAAUUUCAAUUUCAAUUUAAAACUUCCACAUACCUUGUUCCACUAUUUCCAAAACUACUGCCGUACAUAAGAUAGCACAAGCCUUAGCAAGAAAUUAGUGGUGGAAAAUGGCUUAUAACAAACAGUAAAUUUAAAGCGAUUCUUUGUUAUAAAGAAAAUAACUUUCUGUCACAAUUUGAAAAUUUUGAAAUUAGGGAACUAACGGAUUUAGAUUAAAAAACAAUAUUUUUACUUUUUUGGGAUGACGCCGGCACAUUAUGUUAUCUUGCGCAAUCUUUAUGUCACGAGAUGCCAGAACUCACCAACGUAAAACUUUAUAAAGAAAGGAAUAUUUGAUUUCUUCUUUUUACAUUUUUUUUUUAUAAUGGCGUUCUUUUUUUUUGUUUUUGUUUUGUUUUUGGAUCGUAGUUUACUUCUGAGAACUACAACUACACAACUAUCAUGAACGCGUUUUUUGCAAAUUACUCAAAACUACUGCCUGAUAAUAUAUGUUAUUGGCAUUUUGGUACGUUGUGAUUACAAAUGCAUUUUCACUGAACAAUUUAUACGUAUUAAAAUAAAAGGGGUUGUUAUUCGGGCAAAAACUUAAAAUAUUUUCUGAAUAAAUUAAAAAAUCAAAACCUUCUUACCUCAAAUUAUAUUACAGCCAUUUAAUAUGAUUAGCUUUAUGAAAAAUAACUCUUAGGUUUAAUUACAAAACAAAAAGGGAAACAAUCCUAUUAUUAUUGUUUAGUUGAUUUUGUUUUUUUUUGGUUCUCUCCCUCAAAUAGUGUUCAUUUCAUAAAAGCAAUUUAAUGAUUAAUUUAAUGUUUAUAUUCCAUUUUGGUUUUAAAUUCAACGUCUUAUCUUCCCUAUGCAUGAGUUGUAAACCUAUUUGCCAGCUGAUGUCAUCUCUAGUUAGUGUGUUGAGCUGGUGAAUUUAGAGUUAACAACUAUAAUAUAAGUAUCAUGAUGUGGACUCCUUCAAUUGAUAUGGAAGUCUUGAGUAGUGCUCU
Lymnaea stagnalis (great pond snail) is the source of this 5201-nucleotide messenger RNA. NCBI's taxonomy places the organism in Eukaryota, Metazoa, Mollusca, Gastropoda, Lymnaeidae. The record is from the annotation of a GenBank genome assembly.